Messenger RNA from Eremothecium sinecaudum, 603 nucleotides. It is a transcript of the gene ATG12, whose product is annotated as Atg12p. The transcript has a single exon. Lineage: Eukaryota; Fungi; Ascomycota; Saccharomycetes; Saccharomycetales; Saccharomycetaceae. Bases 1 to 603 code for a protein of 200 amino acids. The record is from RefSeq and is a predicted model, not a curated record. Gene Ontology annotation, biological process: C-terminal protein lipidation; nucleophagy; autophagy of mitochondrion. Gene Ontology annotation, cellular component: cytoplasm; phagophore assembly site membrane; Atg12-Atg5-Atg16 complex.
AUGAGCUCUAUAUUGGAGAGCGAGGCAGAAAGCAGUGCCAGUCAAUCGCAAUGUGAAAGUAGGAGUCAUAGCUUACUUCCAUCAUCAGAAUAUUGUAGUCAGCAUUCCCUUCAGAACCGUCUACAAGAAUACAACGAACAGUUAAAUAGACUACAAAUACCCUCAGUUAGCGAAGAUGAACUCCCGGUAACAGCUUCUGAAUUAAGUUUGAUUAAUGAUCGAGAUUCUCAAGAACUAAGACAGGAUGUUCCACUAAGUACUUCAGUUUACUUAGGUGGUGACCAUUCAGGUUCACCAUCGUCUGUAUCUUCACCGGUUGAAGAACAGAAAUCAGCACCGUACCCAGAGAAGAUAUCUAUUAGAUUCCAAUCAAUAGGUUCGCUUGCUCAGAUAGAUCCUCAAGUAUGCAAGAUUAGCAGCUCACAAGCUUUUAGUGUUGCUAUACUGUUUUUAAAGCGGAGAUUAAGGUUAAAUGAGGUACACUGUUACAUAAGUAACUCAUUCGCACCAACUCCAUUACAAAAUAUAGGUCAAUUAUGGAGUCAGUUUAAGGUUAAUGAUGAAUUGGUAGUGUCCUAUUGCGCUACAGUAGCAUUUGGAUGA